CGGUGUAUUACAAAACAAUAUAAGGAGUUGCUCCACGCGCUCUCAGUGCUAGUAUGUUGACUCGCCUCAUAAUAGACCGCGCGCUCUCACCAGUGGCUAAUCAACUCUGAAGUCUACUUACUGUCAACUACUUAUCAUUUAAUAGCUUCAGUCGUUCUGCUACAGAUGGAAUCCCUCUGCUCUGCGGAGCUUUUCCCUACAAAAUGUAGUUUUGUUAUUUUUUUAGCUUAUAUGGGGCUUUUCAUUAAUCAAGGUAUUUUGGUGACAGCUACAAAAACCUCAAGUAAUACAUAUGCCUACAACACAAUUACUGUAGUGCUGUUUACAGAAUUACUGAAACUUUUGGCAGCCAUGCUUAUAUAUUUAAAAAAUAAUUCUUUUGUUGAUUUAUACCAUGAAAUCUCCAAGAAUAAAAAAGUUUUCCUCUUCUAUUUUGUGCCCGCGGCACUGUACAGUCUCUAUAACAAUCUUCAGUUUGUCAACCUGGUCAACUUUGAUCCCACUACAUAUUACCUUUUGUUGCAAUUUCGAGUUGUUGUAACUGGAAUAUUAUUUCAGAUUCUCUUCAACAAACGUCUUAGGUGUAUUCAAUGGGUAUCUGUCAUUCUACUCACUAUUGGAUGUCUUAUCAAAGAACUCGGUCAUGUGAAAGUUAUGACUGUAGCAUCAUCACCAGCCACUACUGUUUUGACUGCCGCAAGCACAAAUGUCAGGAAAAAUGUAAACAUGACUUCACAAUUUGGCUUUUCUAUAUUCCUCAUCAUGAUCCAAGUGUUCUCUUCCUGUUUUGCUGGUGUCUACAAUGAGUAUCUGCUGAAAGACAAAGCAUGCAAUGUGCAUAUCAUGGUGCAAAAUAUUUUCAUGUAUAUUCAGUCAAUAAUAUGCAAUGGUGCUCUGCUCAUAUUUCGAGGGGAGCUAGUCAAUUCUUUAACACUGAACAGUCUGAUGUCUGUUUUCCAGGUGAAAGUAAUGUUGAUUAUGUUAAACAAUGCGUCAAUUGGCAUUGUGGUCAGCUUGUUCUUACAUUCUCUAAACUCUAUUCUGAAAACUUUUGCGAGUGCUUUAGAACUUGUUUUCACAGCCAUUCUCUGUUGGAUCAUUUUCAACAUUCCCAUUGACAUUUAUACGUUUGGCUCUAUCUUCAUUGUUACUGCUGCUACAUUUAUGUAUGCACUAAAUCCAGUUGUUAACCGUCCAAAGAACACUAUAGAAAAAGAACUCCAGCUCACUGUUGAUGAAAAAACUCGAAAUAGCCAACCAGUUUAAUUUGUGUGGUUUGAAGGUGAUAGAUUGAAGAAUUGGUUGAGUGUCAGAUGAAUGCUUGCAGUAUUUAGUCAUGUUUUGAGUUCAAAUCCUGCUGAGGUCAACUUUGCCUUUUAUUCUUCAGGGAGUCGAUAAAAUAUGUACCAGUCAAGUUUGGUGUGGUUUUUUUGUCUGUUUUAGAUAUCUAUAUUUAUAUAGUUUGGAGUGAAAAAGGAAAAUUUGAAAUAAGUGGUAAAAACAAAUUCAACAAAGAGUCUUGUGUGUAUGUGUUUAUAUGUAUUUGGUUAAGGAGGUAUGGUUAAGACGUUCACUUCUCAACCACAUGGUUCUUGAUUUGGUGUCAUUGAGUAGCACUUCUUUAAGUGCCUUUUUUGCAUAGCAUCAGUUUGCUAAAUGUUCUGUGAAGAGUUCUUUAAAUGGCAACAGUCUGGAAGCCUCUUGUGUGUGUGUGCACACGGGCACGACAUUGAGAAGUUUGUUUUCCAAGUACUUGGUUUUGUAUUCAGUCCAACAUCAUGGCACCUUGGGCCAGUGUCUUUUACUGUAGCCCCUGAACUGACCAGAUAUAUGUGUCGACUUGUCUUGACAUCACAUGACAGUUGUAAAUGACCAUCACCAUCUUACCCGCAAUGUCCUUCAUUUUCAGUCUUCAGUGAAAAUGUGUCUUGCCAUGGAGAAACAUUACCUCACAAGGUGUUGCUGAAAGGAAGGAUGUGGCUUUAAAAAAUCUGCCUCAACAAAUUCCAUCUCAUCUAUACAAGCAUGGAAAAGUGGAAAUUAAACAAUGAUAAUGGUCAUGGUACAUAUAUUAUUGGGAAGAUUGGAAAACUCAGUGUUUUGCUGUUUCAUCUCAGACAGAACUCUUCAGAUUGAGGAUUAACACAUAGGAUAAAACACUGAAGAUUUCUAUAGUCAGGAUAAAAUUGUUAUAUUAAAAAUGUUUUGGGCAGUUUCUCUAAUUGAAACAGUUGUGCAAGCUACAAUAUACAUGUGUGUAUGUGUGUGUUCAUUUCUUUCAAAUUCAUUUUUCUAUGUUAGUCUUGGUUAGACAGGGAAGUAUUUAAAGCAGCAUUUUUAGAGUUGGAUGCACUUUCUCUCACCAGCCCUUACCUGUUUUUAAAGGAAGGGCCUUUUUUUUUCUACAGGAAUUUGAAAGUGCAAAGCUAGGAGACAAUUUUUAACAGGAAAUGUCACCCAUUGCAGCCCAACUAUAAAUGGUGAUAUCACUGUUUGUAGAGUGACUUUUCAGCACAGAUUGUCAGUAUUCACACUAAUGUGUGUAUAUAUAUAUAUAUACAUAUAUAUGAGAGGAAGGUCGUUCAGCUACAGAAAUCAUGCCAAAGUAGAAAAUUGAGCAUGAUGCAGUCCAUGGACACACUAGGUUCUGUCAAACCAUCCAACACAAGCCAACAUUGAACAAAGACAUUAAAUAAUAAUGAUAAUGAUAGGAUGCUCCUACUGCUGUUGGCAACAAAGGUUUUGUCUGUCAGAAUGAAGGGUAGAUUAUAUGAUGCUACCUGGUAACAAGACAUGGGUCUUGAAUGCAGCAUGCUCCAUUAGAUGUGCAAUGUGUGCAUGAAUGUAACAGUAUAAAUGUGCGGAGAGAAAAACUGAGGAAUCAUGUUGUGUGCAAGUAAGGACAUGUGAUUUGUAUGGAUGAGGACAGCAAGUACCAUUCACUUAAUGUGGAUGGAACUUGGUGAAGAGAAAGACCUAGGAGGCAUGAGCUGAAGUUGUAAAUGUUGAUCUCAGGACCUUGAGCCUCAACAGAAGAAAUGACACAGGACUUGGAUGACGGGCAAUAUGCAGUUCUCAAGAAGGCUCACUCAGCAACAUUGAGCUUCUGGAAGCACUGUGUGUUCAUAUAUAUGCACAACUGGGCCAUUCAUCCUGUUUUCUCUUCAAGACACACCUACCACCCAUUUCUCUAGUUGUAGCUUUUCCUUGAUACCACUUAUCUUUCUCACUACUCAGAACCAUUUCAUUUGAUAUCCAUCCUUCAUCCUUAAUACUGUCCUCUCUACUCACAUUUUACACUGAACCACCACCAAUCACACACACACACGUGUGUGUGUGUAUAUAUAUAUAUAUGUACGUAAGCUCGCAAGGAAUGAAGCCAGUAUGCUCCG
Molecule: messenger RNA, 3392 nt
Organism: Octopus bimaculoides (California two-spot octopus)
Lineage: Eukaryota; Metazoa; Mollusca; Cephalopoda; Octopoda; Octopodidae
Product: UDP-galactose transporter senju
Biological process (GO): pyrimidine nucleotide-sugar transmembrane transport
Cellular component (GO): Golgi membrane
Molecular function (GO): pyrimidine nucleotide-sugar transmembrane transporter activity
Source: RefSeq, a predicted model, not a curated record